AACUUUUCAUAAAUGAAAUAAUGCAAUCAGAAAUAUUAUACGAGAGUAGAAGAUAGCUGCCAUACAUGUUCAUUUAUUAAUAAGAAAUAUAUAUGAUGCAUUUGCGGGGCACACGUAAUAACGCUUUGGGUCAUUUAUAACGCUCCGCAUGUUUCUGCGCCCUUUCUGAUCUUCUUUUCCACCUUCUCAGCGAAUGUCUUGUGAUUGAAUUCCGUCGGGGAUUCACCGGCAAUAUCGCCUGAACGAUAUCCCAAAAUAGAAAUUCUAGAAUUUCCGGUGCCUAAAAAAGAUCGAAACUUUCUGAAAUUAAUAGGAACCGGUAUGAGCAGCGUGCCUAGCAGUGUUGAGACUGUAAAUGCCGCCGCCACCGCCAUUGUUACAGCCGAGAGCAGAGUUCAGCCAACUUCGAUUCGGAAAAGUGGAUGGGGAAGCAGGUGGAGUCUUUACUGGUGUUUUAGUUCCUACAAACAUAAAACUAAACGGAUUGGUCGCGCCGUCCUUGUUCCUGAACCGGCGGCACCCGCACCCGCAGCUCCAGUGGUUUCUGGGAAUCAAAACCACCCUACCACCACCAUUGUGUUUCCUUUCAUAGCUCCCCCCUCUUCUCCAGCGUCUUUUCUGCAGUCCGACCCUCCCUCGGCAAUCCAAUCACCACCAGGCCCACUCUCUCUUACCGCCGUCCUAUCCAUUAACAACGCAUUUUCCCCAUCCAUGGCAUCCUCAGCCUUUACCAUCGGUCCAUACGCUCACGAAACUCAACUAGUCACGCCACCGGCAUUUUCUGCAGUGACCACAGAACCGUCAACUGCUUGUUACACUCCUCCACCAGAAUCAGCUGGAAUGACGACACCACCCUCGCCAGAAGUCCCAUUCGCUCAGCUUCUGACUUCAUCACUUGCCCGAAACCGCAGAAACAACAAUGUGAGGUUCCCAUUAUCACAGUAUGACUAUCAGCCUUACACCUGCCCAGGGAGCCCGGGCAGCCGCUUCUCUGCCCGAAGGUGGGGUUCAGGAACUUUGACCCCAGUUUCUAGGCUAGGUUCGGGGGCCAUGACACCGAGUAACGGCGGUGAACCUCCCUCACGAGACAGUUAUUAUGUUUUGGACACCCAAAUUUCUGAGGUUGUUUCACUUGCCAACUCCGACAAUGAGUCGGAACACAAUGACGACACUACCCUUCAUCAUAGAGUUUCAUUUGAGUUGACUGGGGGAGAAAUUCCCACCGUGUCGCCACAUAACCAUCCCGAGUCAGCUGAAACCGUUCAACUGUCUGAUCUGGCAAAGGAAGCUGAGUAUUCUUCUUCUGUUCAAGAAAGUAGAAAUGGGAGCGUGAAAGAGGAAGAACAGCAACAUCAUAGGUGGCCUGAGAAGCACCGGAGUGGUGCACUGGAUUUGAUGAGCAAAGACUUUGAUUUUAACAAUGUUAAACCAGAAGUGUUGGACAAGUCCAGCGUUGACUGUGAGUGGUGGACUAGCGUUGACUAUUUCCCAUUUGUGCAGCCUAAAGUCAGCUGACACCAAAUUUGUCAUGGCUAUUGGCCUCAAAAGAAAAAUAACAACAGGUAACUAUUGUGUGUGCCACUUCUGGAACUACAAAUGACAAGUGAAUGAUAUUUCAGAGGGAAAGUUUUUUUUUGUUUUUUUUUUGUUUCAAGCAUGUGAAUAAUCAUAUGUAUACUUGGGAUGUUGAAUAUAUCUUAGCUCUGAGUCAAAGGGAUAUACAAUGGAUUUGUUUGUAGUGAUUGACUGGGAAAUCAGCUCUAGUAUUCUGAUUACUGUGUACACCCUAAGUUAUGUUUAAAUACAGUUGAGAAUUCAUUUGA
Cuscuta europaea is the source of this 1823-nucleotide messenger RNA. The record is from the annotation of a GenBank genome assembly. Lineage: Eukaryota; Viridiplantae; Streptophyta; Magnoliopsida; Solanales; Convolvulaceae.